Molecule: messenger RNA, 852 nt
Organism: Monosiga brevicollis MX1
Lineage: Eukaryota; Choanoflagellata; Craspedida; Salpingoecidae
Exons: 6
Molecular function (GO): ubiquitin-protein transferase activity
Source: RefSeq, a predicted model, not a curated record
CCGGUGCAAAUUCGCCUCGAGUGGCUGCAAGAGCAUUUACCCGGUCGUCUGGCCGCCGCCGAGAGCAACGGGCGUGCCCAACACUCGCCGACGUUGACCGUGGACCGCAGUGCUCUUCUGGACUCUUCGUGCCAGCGUCUGCUGCGCAUGGAUGCCCUAGAACUGCAGCGGGCGCUAGACAUUACUUUUGCUGAUGAGGCCGGCCAGGGACAAGGUGUGGUACGCGAGUGGUUCAACCUGUUGAGCAAGGAACUUUUCAAUCCCGACUACGCCCUCUUCGUCGAUUCAGAGGACGGCGCUAUCAUUCACUCCGGCUCUCAUGUCAAUGCCGAUCACCUCAGCUACUACCGCUUUGCCGGCCGUCUUCUGGCGUUGGCGAUUAUUCACAGGAUCACCCCGGGUAUCCAGCUCUCCCGCGUUCUUAUUUGUCAGAUGAUGGGCCUACCGCCCUCAUUGCAGGACUUGCGGCUUCUUGAUCCUCAAUUUGUUCAAUCCACCCAGUGGUUGUUGGAUCACGACGUGGAGCAAGCAGGUCUGGACCUGACGUUUGCCGUCGACGUGUUUGAGUACGGCCAGCAAACCACCGUGGAGCUGAUUCCUCGCGGCGCUUCGAUUGCCGUGACUGAGGUCGUGGAUGAAGUUCAAGCGCUGGUUGCUGGACAGCACCAGCUUGAUGUCAACGCUUGGCGCGCCCAUACGGAAUACAGGUGGGGGAUGAGCGAGGCACAGCGCGCCCUCUUGCUGCAGUUUGCAACUGGCAGCUCCAAGCUACCCCAUGGUGGUUUUCCUGCUUUGGUAAGAGCGAAUGGAGCAAGUCUUGGUCAGGAACUUUUGGGCAGCUAUCAAAUGUAG